AUGAUGCUUAUGGAGGCCAAUUUGAGAAGAGUGGAGAAAGAAUUGGAGAAUUAUAAGAAAAUGUUCACCGAGAUGAUGGAAUCCAAAAAUAAAGAAAUCGAUGAUUUGUACAAGCUCGUGAAGUUCAAAGAUAGAGAAAUCAACGCUUUGGAAGCCGAAAAUCGUUUGAUGCAGAGGCAGAAUGAGAUUAGAUUCAGAAAUGAAAGAAGGAGAGUGAUGAACAUUGAGAAGGAGUAUCAUGAAGAUAUGAAUAAGAUUUUGAAGAAGAAAUUGAAGAAGUUGGAGCAAAAAGAAAGUAUUGAUUUGGAGGAGAACGAGAAGGAGACUGAAGGAAAAGGAGUCUGGCAAAGGGUGGUCCAAUAUUUUUGGGGGUCGAACAUAGGAGCUAACCAAAAACCAAGAAUAAAAAGAACCAUGGAGAUAGAUGAUGAAGAUGAAGAACCAGGGUUUUUUCAGGGCAAUAGUGGCAACCUUGACGUGGCGAUGAGUGUUCACACAGCGCGUGGAUCUCGUGCCGGAUUUCAAUAUGGCAACGGCUUCGUAGUUCAGUGGGUACCGAUGGUCGCUCGGGAGCAGACCAAAGAGGAACUGCAAGCGAUUAUUGCCCAGAAGGAUCUUCAAAUCGCUGAGCUCAAGAAUCAGCUCAACUUGAGCAAAUGCCAAGUCUUUGAGUUGAAGGAGAGCUAUCAGAAGGCAAGUGCCCAGGGCUAUCAACAGGGACUCGCUGAGAAUUCCCGUCUCCUGGUCUACUUCGAAAAGAAAGCCACAAAGUUAAUGUGUCGUCUUUCCGAGUAUGAAAUCAUCAACGAGGAUCUCUUCACUGGGGACAUCAGUAUGGGCUCUAACGAAGAAGGAGUUGCCGAUAGAGGAUCUGAAGAGGAGCCAGAUGCCAGAGCGGAUCAAUGGAGCCUGAUCAAGUCAACUAUCUCCAUGGUGAACGCCAUGAAGGACAAAAUGGGCUACGGAGAAGCUCAGGAAGGUGUCGAGGAGGAUCAAGAAACUCCCUACUCCCGAAACUCCGACGAUCACUUCGCAUCGGAUUCAAGUCCCAAAGUUCAAUUUCAAUUUUCUCAAGCCCGCUUUUAA
Molecule: messenger RNA, 1086 nt
Organism: Caenorhabditis briggsae
Lineage: Eukaryota; Metazoa; Nematoda; Chromadorea; Rhabditida; Rhabditidae
Exons: 5
Coding region: 1-1086 (361 amino acids)
Source: RefSeq, a predicted model, not a curated record